Molecule: messenger RNA, 2114 nt
Organism: Seriola aureovittata
Lineage: Eukaryota; Metazoa; Chordata; Actinopteri; Carangiformes; Carangidae
Gene: trmt6
Product: tRNA methyltransferase 6 non-catalytic subunit
Exons: 12
Coding region: 197-1612 (471 amino acids)
Biological process (GO): tRNA methylation
Cellular component (GO): tRNA (m1A) methyltransferase complex; nucleus
Source: RefSeq, a predicted model, not a curated record
AAUCGAUUAGCUGUACUGAGAAGCUAGGGAAAUGAAAGCUAACACGUGGAAAUAGUAAUCUGUCGUAAUUUUCUUUUACUUCAGGGUAGUGUAGUGCCUUUUUUGAACCGUGCCUUGUCGACGGUGACUCUGUAUCAUUAGCUGAAGGCGACAAUUUCCUCGCUGCUUAUUAGUGAGCUGGUUUAUCUGCCUUAUCAUGGCGGACAACGGAGACGAGGAUUCUCAGUACAAAAUUAAAGAGGGUGACUACGUUGUGUUGAAACGAGGAGAUAUCUAUAAAGCUAUGCAAAUACAACCGAGGAAGAAGGUGAUUUUCGAGAAACAGUGGUUCUUCCUGGAUAAUGCAGUUGAUCAUCUGUACAGCACCACAUUUGAGAUAAUGUCCGGAGGGACCCUGCAGCCUAAGAAGCCCAAGGACACAGCGGGCUCAAACGGUGCAAAGGAGGCAGGCACAGACAACAGAAACAUUGUAGAUGAUGGAAAAUCACAGAAACUGACAAGGGAUGACAUUGAGACGCUCAAAGAGCAAGGUCUGAAGGGUCAGGAAAUCAUUCAGCAGCUUAUAGAGAACAGCGCCACAUUCAGAGAUAAGACUGAGUAUGCCCAGGAUAAGUACAUCAAGAAGAAAAAGAAGAAGUAUGAAAAUACUGUGACGAUUCUAAAACCGUCGUGUCGAAUCCUGGCGAUGAUGUACCAUGGCCGGGAACCAGGGAAGAUCUGCCACCUGCGGUAUGACACACUUGCGCAGAUGUUGACUCUGGCAAACAUCCACGCUGGCAGCAAAGUUUUGGUGUUUGACACCUGUGCUGGUCUCGUGCUGGGAGCUGUCAUGGAAAGAAUGGGAGGCUAUGGCUCAGUGAUCCAAAUGUACCCAGGAGGCGGGCCUGUACGGGCGGGUGUGGAGAGCUUUGGCUUCCCUGCACAUUUUCACGAUAUGCUGCAUGAGUUUCCCAUCUGCCAUGUCAACCCUCUGCUGGCAGGCACUCUGGACACCACGGCCAAAGACCCAAAUGCUGAUGAAAAGCAGUCUAACAAGGCUGCAGAGGAGGAGCAAAACCAGCCUGAGGCAGAACAGCAGGGCAGUCCAGAGGAGCGGAGCAUGGAAACCAACGCUGGCGAUGACGCUGGCCAGGAGCAGGAGAAAAAAGAGAAGGAGAAACGCAAGGAAGCCAAAGCUCAGGAAAAAAAGGUGAAGCUGGAGGAGAAACGGAAGAAGCUAGCAGCUGCUGCUGCCCUGCUGGAAAGCAGAAAUGCAGACGGGUUGGUUAUUGCCAGUCGUUUCCACCCAUGUCCCGUCCUAAUGGGCCUGCUCAAAUUCCUCUCCCCCUCCAGGCCUUUUGUAGUCUACUCUCAGUACAAAGAGCCUCUUAUCGAGUGCUACACAAAGCUCAGGGAACAUGGUGGCACAGUCAACCUCAGACUCACAGACACCUGGCUUAGACAUUAUCAGGUGUUGCCUAACAGGACGCAUCCUGUGCUACUUAUGAGUGGGGGUGGCGGCUACCUCCUCUCAGGGACAACGGUUGCCAUGGACCGCCCCAAACCUGCAGGCUCCCAGCGAGCGGAGGAACCAGCACCAAAGAGACUGAAACUGACGGACACUGAGGGAUAAACAAAUACUCAAGCAUCACAUCUUUUAAGGGCACGUUUCUAAUGGCCUGUAGGGAUUUUCCUCAAGCAUUGACCUCCCUUUGUGCUGAACAGAUUUGACACAUCUGGAAUAAGGGUGACAGAGUGUCUGGUUUGCAUUCAUCAGACCACUCUCUCCCGUCUUAUGUAUUCAGAUCAGUGCAGCCGAAGGUGUAAUGCUGAGGAGUAAGCCAGUUUAGGCUCUUGGAGCUCAGUGUAUGUGCGUAAGGAACUGCUGAAAUAAUCUUUUGUGUGUUGAGAGUAAGUGACAGGUUUGUGUUUCAUGCCUCGAGACGAGGUGUAAAAACAGUUUUUUUUUUCCAGUUAAUGCUCUCCAGCUUCUAACUUUUUUUUUUUUUUUUUUUUUUUUUUUUAUCUUGUUAUCCCUGCAGAAAGUGCCAUUUGUCAUAUGAUUCAUUUGCUUGUGAAGUUUUACUGUGGGCUACUUCUGUAUCUGCACAGAAUUAAAAAGCAGUACUAAAGAG